Messenger RNA from Fusarium redolens, 1758 nucleotides. RefSeq lists its product as uncharacterized. Gene Ontology annotation, biological process: pantothenate biosynthetic process. Gene Ontology annotation, molecular function: pantoate-beta-alanine ligase activity. Bases 313 to 1440 code for a protein of 375 amino acids. NCBI's taxonomy places the organism in Eukaryota, Fungi, Ascomycota, Sordariomycetes, Hypocreales, Nectriaceae. The transcript is spliced from 2 exons. The record is from RefSeq and is a predicted model, not a curated record.
GUGGGACUUGACUUCAAUAACUCUAUUGAUAGCAUCAUUAACGUAGCUGAUGUCGCUUUGCAUUUACACUUACACAAAUAGUGAUGGUACAGGGUAAGCGUCUUUCACAUGUCCCCAAAAUAAACUCCAAAAAAGAUACCCCUGCCAUCUCCAACUCCACCAAGAAUUCCGUCUCAAACCGUCCUCAAAACUCCGCGGCAGAAACCAUCACGAGAGUUGACUGCGCCCACUAACCAUGGUAUAUUUCAGCCUUGACUGAAAUAUUUUUCUUUCUAUGUUUCUUACCUCUUAAAUCUUCGAAUUGUCAACACAAUGCUUCCUCUACGCUUCCUCCGACAUCGCUCGCCCUUAGCGACCUCCAUCCGUACGGCUUCUUCUUGCUCGACUUCCUCCCGCCUCGAGACACUGACCAAGUCUCCGAUCCGUGUUCUCCGUUCCGUCGAAGCCGUCCGUCGUUGGCGUAACCCUCAUGUCGUUAAUCACCGAUCGGUCGGCCUCGUGCCCACUAUGGGUGCUCUGCACGAGGGCCAUCUGUCGUUGAUCCGCGCCGCUGCCAAGGAGAACCAUCACGUUGUCGUGAGCAUAUAUGUCAACCCGGCACAGUUCGGAAUAAAAGAAGAUCUAUCAUCAUAUCCCGUAACCUGGGAUGAAGACGCAAAGAAGCUGGCCGCGCUGGAUAGAGAACUUGCAGAUGAUGGAGGAAACUUAGGUCGCAUCUCUGCUGUGUUUGCGCCAACGACACCAGAGAUAUACCCCAGCGGCUUUCCAGGCCAGGAAGUUGAUAGUAAAGGAAGCUUUGUUACCAUUACGCCCGUUGGAGAAGUAUUGGAGGGUGCCAGCAGACCAACAUUCUUCCGAGGUGUUGCGACAGUGUGCUUAAAGCUAUUCAACAUUGUCCAGCCCGAGCGUGUGUACUUUGGCCAAAAGGACGUCCAACAAACAGUUGUCAUCCGUCGAAUGGUUAAGGAUUUCAUCCUGCCCAUGGAGGUUAUCGUUGAACCCACACAACGCGAACUCGAUGGCCUUGCUUUAAGUUCUCGGAAUGUGUAUCUUGGACCAAGACGAAGAACUGUCGCUACAGUGCUUCCCCAAGCACUAUUUACCGCCGCCGAUGUAUACAACACUAAGACUUCGCGCAAGAGAGAAGAUAUUCUUGGCGCUGCACACCAUUUUAUCAAUGCUAUGGCAGCCGGCCAAUCCACGCUUCCUCCCACAGAACGUGUGCUCUUUGAGGUCGACUACAUAUCUCUGGCAGAUCCAGAAACAUUAGUGGAAAUCGAUGAGGUUGAUCCAUCGCGCGGAGCUGUCAUGAGCGCUGCGAUCAAGAUGUUGCCAGUGGAGAAGGCUCAAAAAGGCGAGGAUCUGGGCUUCAGUGGAGGUCCAGCGGUACGUUUGAUAGACAAUAUCAUCCUCAAGCCGCAAGAGCCAAGAAAUUCAUAGACGCUGGUAGUAUGAGAAAUGAAACCCAAAAAAUGGGAAGCAUGCUAUUGUAUUGGCUGGAUAUAUAUGUAUAAAUUCUUAUCAGUUGCCAAAUGUGUUGCUGUACCUCCAAAAGGCGGAUCGGGGACGACCCUUCGAAGAUAUGCUGUACAGGGCUCCCAUUGCUUAAAGAUGAGCCCGAGCCCUCUCCUCCCUCUUCUUCUUAACCUGCCUUAUACUCUUGCCGAAAGCUUCCUUCUCUUCAUUGUUUAAUCUACUGGGGACUUUGCCUUUUCCGCUGCGCUCACCUUCCACCGUUUCCUCCCAAAGUUUACGGCC